Molecule: messenger RNA, 2247 nt
Organism: Limulus polyphemus (Atlantic horseshoe crab)
Lineage: Eukaryota; Metazoa; Arthropoda; Merostomata; Xiphosura; Limulidae
Exons: 8
Coding region: 65-997 (310 amino acids)
Biological process (GO): regulation of DNA-templated transcription
Molecular function (GO): protein binding
Source: RefSeq, a predicted model, not a curated record
AAUUAAUGGAUCAGAUGAAGGAUUCGAUGGUUAUAGGAUCGGUCUUUGUGGAUUCGACAAUCCAAUGCGGGACUCUAAAACUGAAGAAGUGAAACGACACAUUGGAAGUGGAGUAAAAUUCAAAAUGGACGGCAGCGGCAACAUCAUGAUGAAACGUGUCAGUAAAUGUAACGUUUACGCCAAGGAGAUUGAGAACGGAGAGACGUCGGUAUCUUCUGAAGUUAUCAAGAACAAUGGCCAAUUGGAAGCAGAUAAAGCUGUAAAGUUGUUUGACAUGAAAAAGUUCCAGAACAACGUAAGCAGGGAAAUCCGAAGAGCCUAUCCCGACAGAAGGAAAUUAGAAAGUCAGUGUAUUUCUAUUGUGGCACUUGUUAAAGACUGUGUGAAUCUACUCGACUGUCCGUGUUGGGUGAUGAUAAUAAACGUCGUAGCCCUGGAUAUGCUGAAGUCAAAACUACCGCUAAUUACUAAGAAACAAAGUGCCCCAAUUUUAACUAGUGUGUUCGAUCGCCCUCGACUCCCUGUUCCCGAGGAGGACCCGUACAGUGUGCCUCAUCUAGGAACCUCACGUUCCUCAAGCUUGCUACGUGAAACACGUGAUAAGCCUCCGAAGCUACCACCACGUGACUCUUCACAGAUUUCAAUGCCAAUGCCCGAUUAUGACGAUGAGAGGCAAGAAGAAAAUAAGAGACUUCCACCAGUACAAUCAUUCAGUCGAAACCAAAAGUCGGGGUAUAAUGACGAUCCCUAUUAUAGUGGAUUCCGAGCUCGUGUGCCCAAUUACGCCAAACGUGAACAAGAUUCCGUGAAAAAGACCCAUAGCGCUGGAUACAUAAGUCUUCUACGUUCCCAAGAACGGGCAUCGUAUACAUCAACACUUGGUUCUGAGGAACUAAUUUCCAGCGAGGAGGAAUACAGUCGCACUUACAACAGACUUCGAGCACCGUCUCAUCAUCAUUAUCCUCCUCGAGAAAUGUACGUGGGAGAGUGGGAGUGAAUUCUUGGAAGAAUAUGUAUUAAAUAUUAAAGAAACUGACAGUAGGAUUAUUUAUCUGGCAACCAGGAUUGGACUACACAACGCUAAUAACGUUUUUUCUCAGUCAUUUGUAUUUAUCCAACCGUUAUGUUGUGAUACUUGAGAAUUAUUGGACAGCCAGUGACCUCUACAAUUAGUAAAUAACAGGCAAAAAAGCUGACAACUCAAGAUAACUCGAGUGAGAACCUUCAUGACUAUGACGUUUUGAAAUGUAGUUUUAUAAUAACGUAGUUGUUUUCUUACACUGGUUAAAGAUAUUGUUGUUAAAGUCGCGUCCGAAGGCUUACUAAAGUAUUUAAAUAGUUGUUAGUAUAAGUCAGUUAACCCUUAAAAAAAAAGCACGAAGCUGUAAGAGAGCGUCUCAAAACUUUUUCUUAUAAUGCCUCAACUGAACAAUACCUUUAUUAAUAUCACGUCUACCCCUACAAAUAAAAAAAAUGUUAACCAAUCUUUUGUAUUGCUAUCAUGCGUUUAAAGGGGAGGGGGGGAUUAUUUCAUUUCAAUGACAAGAGAAAAAAACAAUACAAAUUAUGUUGAACCACAGUCAUUCCAUUAGUUCUUCUGGUGGAUGUUUUGUUUUUAAGCCUAGAAUUUAAGGUUGACCUUGAAUUUGACAUACGGUUACCGUCCUCCGUGAGGUUAUAUAUAACCAUUGUUUUCUUGAGAUGACGACUUUCGUAAGUGAAGUAUAUUUUUAUUCACUAUAUAUCCAACAAGGGAAUCGGUAGGCUUAUACUUACACACGCGCAUGCACUUUGGGUGUUAGUGUUCUGUUUAAAGAAUUUGUGAUUUAUAAGUUAAGCCUACAGGGGAUCGAAUUUGGACGGAUGGGACAGUAAGCGAACACUAAACCGAUAGGCAUCUUGUAAAGCUGGCCGAACCUCGUGAGGUAUUAUUGGGUUUACGGCCGAACAUAUCGAUAACAGCGAGGGUACCCAACCAAUAAAAUAAUACAUUAUAAUUAAAUAUACUUGUCAUAAGACAUUAGUAUUAGGCCUAUUAUAUUUUUAACGUUGCAUUAUUUAUCUAUGCACUUGGAAGAAUUCUUGAAAAUCCCUAAUGGACAAGAUAAAGAAAAUAUAAUAGGGUUAACACUAAUGUCUUAUGACAAAUAUAGAUGAUUGUAGUAUUGCUUCGCCAUCUUGAAGAAGUUAUUCACACCAUAACGAUACAUUCUAAUCUUUAUAUAAUAAAGAAUAUUUAAUUAGUUA